AUUGUACAAAUUUGUAUCAACACACAAUUUUAAAUAUGUCACUAAUGGCUAAUUGAUUCGUAAUUUGUACGAUUUUAUAUGUGACGAACUUGUGAAGAAAUUAUUCGUAACAAUUGAGAAGUAAUGUCGUUAUCAGUGAGAAUACGUACGAAGUAAUUUCUUUUCUGAUGGAUUGUGAACAUUGUGACGAAUGUAGUAUUUUCAUAAUAUCGUAAACUAAACAAAAAAGUUAUUGAUUGACGAUUAACGUUACUUAAACUGACUUCACGGUCAUGUAAGUACGCCAUUAAUAUUAUCGUACAAUGCACUUGUACAUUUUCUUCAAACAUUGUUACACUUUAAUGGAACAGUAUAUAUUUAUAAUUAUUUUGAACGAUUAUGCAAAUGCAUAAUAUUUAACGACAUAGUUAUAUUGAACAAAAAUGACAGAUUCUAUUGAUAAAGCAUUGUAUAUGAAUUCUGAUGAAGAAAUAUUCGAUACAUAUUUUCUUGGCUUUGAAUCUUCUAAUAAGAAUAAAGUAAGCAUGCCAUUGACACCAAAAAAGCAAAGAUCUAACGAUAUGGACAUGCUUAUAAAUGCAACAGAACAUAAAUCUUGUGUUCAAAGAACACGAUCCAAGUUGAUUGCAAACAAGAGUCAAUUAACGAAUAAAAACAGUAUUGUAGAUUCAUUAUACAAGUUAUGUAAGCCAGUAUCUAUAAGACUUACAAAAUUAUCCGAGUCAGAAAUAAUGAAAGCCUGUAAUCCAAGUUUGUCUAAAAAAUGUUCAAGUGAAAUUCAUAAUAGACAUAAACAUGAAUGGAAGAAGAAAGAGAAUGUCUUGAGAGCAAGAAGAAAAAAUACUUGCUAUAAUCAGAUGUCAAAUCCAUGUGGCUCGAAUAAUAAUGUUCGGGCUCAAAUUGUAGCAGUUAAUAAGAGACAGACAUUUAGUAGACAUAAACGACAUACGACGAAUAUAUUGAAAAGCAUUAGACAGCCACAGAUAAGACUACAUAAAAUAGACAGGGUGAUUGAUAAAAUAACAAAGUCACUUGCAAACACAACUUCGAAUAAAGUAUUCAUUGCAAAUGAUCAGACACAACAGUUAUCAUUAUGUAACAAUAGGGAUACAAAUCCUAAAAACGAGACAACCGAAAGUUCAAUACUCAACCCAUGUUUAUGCAAAGACACGCAAACCAGUCAUCAGAUCCAGGACAAUAGUAAUAAAGUGCACAAGAUUAAUGAUAAGCAGACAUUGAAACGUAAACCUGAGAUUGUACACGAUAUACAUUAUAAUAGAUGUAGCGAUGAAAAUGUAAAUAAGGACGUAUUUAACGUUACUCUAAGAAGAACAAAAAGAUUCAAGUUAAAUUCGUUAAAGGAGAAUUUGGACACUUUUGUAUCCACUGAAGAGCAUGAAUCGAUUAGCAAAUCACAGGAAAGUAUCAACAAGUUACAGACGGAAUCGAACCAAAAAGAGAAUGUUCCCAACAAAUCAAAUAACUUUUUAAGCAAUCAAGCGAAGAACAUUUCGGAGGAUACAUUCCAAGAAAAUGUUCACAAUGUUGCGGUUGAAAGAAUGGAGGGAGAUUGUGUUUCCAGGUAUGUGCCUUUAGAGAUAGAUUUUGUACAUACCACAGAAAAUAAUGUUUAUUCAAAAUUGCAAGAAAACAAUACUGUAAAUGAGGAAGUACCAAUACUAGAAAGCAAUGAAAUCCAAAAUCAAGAGUAUCAACUAUGUACUUCGUACAAAGAUUUAAUACAAAAAUACAAAUUAUUCACAGACUUAAAGGUCUGUUUGAUAAAAUUUGAUUUUCUGGAAACUUCGUUUAAUAAUAAAUACUCAGUCACAGAAAUUGAGCAAUUAAUGAAAAAAUAUAUUAAGUCUUUAGUUUUUAAGAAUUCUAAUGUUGUACAUACAACUGAACGACCUUUAUUGUUUGACUCGAUCGAGUUUGAAGAUUUUAUCAUUAAAUCUGAAAAACCUGAUGAUUUUAGUGUAACUGAAAGUAUUGCACCUGUACCAGUUAGUGCAAAUAAUUGUCAGAAUGAAAGUGGCUCGAUCACCGAAGAUUCAAAUUUAAAUAAUAAGAUGGAAGCACAGCAGGAUAGAUGUCCAAAAAAUCAAAGUGUUUCCAAAAAUCAUACAACAUCCUGCAAAGAUGUUCUUUCCGAAGAAGAAUAUUCUACAAACGCAUCGUCUUCUCCAGCAAAUAUUUCUACCAAAGGACCUGAAACUUCUACUCUGAUCGAAGAUGCUGUUUAUACAACAACAUCAGAAGGUGUAUCUAAUAAAUAUUCUUUUACAAAAUCCGCUAACAAGAUAUUAAGUUCUUGGACAGAAAAAUUACAGAACACAUGGUCUCGCAAUGAUAAGUUUGAAAAAUUACUUAGCACUGUUAGACUUUUAGAAAAUACAGAUGUCAAUAAACCGAAAUUUGGCAUUGGCAAAAUUAGCGCUUUUAGAGAUGAUAGCUUUAUUUCAGGAAAUAAGAUCUCUCGAUCUAAAUUGCAUUCUAAAAGUAUGAGUUCCGCGAAUUACGAAAUGAAUCUGAACGAAAAAACUAAUUCCACUAAAAUUUUUCCAAGAAAGUGCAGGGAAUUUAUAGACAAGGCAGAUAAUGAUAAAAACAAUAUAUUUUCUGGUAUGUAUAAAUGCAUAUUUUGCGAUAAAAAUUUUAAAAAGUAUCCUGUUCUGCAACAACAUCUAUCUGAACAUACACCAAAACAGAAAACCAUUUCCGCUGGAAAACCAAAAGAAACAGAAUUAUUGCACUCUUCUAAAAUUACUCCGCAAGUGGUAUCAGCGAUUAGUAAAAAUAAACAUAAGAAAAGGUUACAGUGGAGGAAACUUAAAUCUUUGAAGGAGACGAACGAGUGUGAGGAUACUGUUUGUACUAUUUGUUUGCAGAAAUUUGCAUCAAGAGCUGCAUUGGCAGCUCACAUUUAUACGCAUACAGAGAGCGAACUGCAAGAAGCGUAUAAAGUUCAGAAAGAAAAACUGGAAAAAUUACAAGAAAAGCAAGAGGAUAAAAAUGGUAGAGAAUCAGCUAUCGCGAAAGAGAAGAAAACUAGAAACAACGCAAAUGGUAGCAUUAAAAGAUGCUCAAAAAUUGAGAACAAAAAGGAUAAGAAUUGUUCAGAAUUGUCGGUUAAAUAUGUGCAAGAUAGUUCGGUAACGGCACAUUCGGAGAAUAAAAUUCUCGAGCCAGAAAAGCUAACUGAUAAGGAUGAAACGAGCGAACCGAUCAUCUUAAUUGAAAAUGAAUCGAGAACAGUUCAGACGUUUCCUCUGCAAAAUAAGUCGGAGAAAGAGAAAAUUAAUAAAGUGGCUAACGUUAAGAAGAAAUUCACAGUAUGCCAAUGUCACAACAAAUCAGAAGUUAGUUUAAGUUAUUUGCAGAUCGAAGUAAUUCUUCUUUGUCAUGUUUGCAGAGUAUUAUUUCGAACGCUGGAGUGUUUUGAGACACAUUAUCGUCUUCCCGAAUACGUAGCUUGUAAUAAGAACUGUGUGGACAGUGGUCGAUCUCCAAACCUGUUCUGUGCUAGUUGCGGUAUGUCUUGCAGUUCGGCCGAAGACGUGCGCAAUCAUCUAGAAACACACUUUCGUUUUAAGCAAAAUUGUACGAUGGACUUUCGAUGCAACAUUUGCAAGGUUAUGUUCAUCGGAGUUGGAUCCCUUUUUUAUACCCAUUGGUCAAAACAUGCAAAGGAUCCAUUUUGGAUAGCCAGCGAACAUUCGUUCCCAAAAGCUUCGGUGAUACAUUUGAAAUCAAAGAAAGAUACGUUUAUUCAAGUGGCAGAAAACAUCUGUUGCAAAUGUAGGUUACCUUUUAUUACCGAAAGUGAUUUAAAGGAACAUGAACUGGUAUGCAAGAUACUUAACUCGAUUACGAAUACGUGUACUGUACAGAAGCAACCAACGUUACGCUUGAUUUGUAGUUUAUGCGGUGGUAUUUAUUUUGAUAAGGUAGAAUUAUAUAAACACAUGAGAACCAAACACAAGUUUGGCUUCACGCCUCAAUUCAUAUGUCUGACUGUCGCGAUGUCAAAGAAAAUAUACAUUUGCAGUAUUUGUAUGGAAGCAAACAACAAUAUGAACAAUUUCGAAGAACAUUGGGUUGUACAUAAUACGAAUCACCCAUAUUUCCUUUGUACGUAUUGCGAAACGAAUUUUAAUACUUUGGACUCUUACCUAGAACACGCCAAAGGACACGAAUCCAAAAUGAAAGAAGACAUGCUCUCUUGUAGAAUAAACUAUCGGAAAUGCGAAUUUAUUUGCGAACCCUGUAUUAUUGGUUUCGGGUCUAAAAAAAGCUUGACCGAUCACCAGCAAGCUCAUAAAGUAUCGCGUCAGUCAAUGAAACCUAUGAAUAACGAGACAUUAGGUCAGAGAAGUUCUGCAUCGACUCCAGAAACAAACAAUGUUUCUAAUGAAAAGGAAGAAGAGAAAUCUAAGAAGAAUGAAGUAAACGUAGUUGCUGAGAAAUCCAGCAGAGAUAUCGAUAAGGAAAGAUUAGUUAAUAUAUUGGAAGGAAACGAAGAGGAUUCCGAGAAUGAACUAAUAAUAGACUUGACGGACAAUUCAACAGAAGUUUGUGACAAAUUGACGAGGAAAGACAAAACGAAAGAAAAACAAAUUGCGUCUACUCCUGCAUUAAACGUGUUAUCCGAUCCGCGAACAUGUAUGAUUUCUAAAGAUACCGAAGUUGGUGCAUUAGUUAAAAACACAGUAAAGCAGAAACCUUUGCAGAAUGUUGUAACAACUUCAGCAGUCUCCGACCAAGUAACCCAGAGCUUAACAAACGUGACAGGUGUUUUACCUUCCAAAGAUACAGUAACUUCAACAUCUUCACAGAACAUUGCUUCGAAUCAGAAAACAUCCGAAAGUAAUGCUCAAGUAAACGAUACCAAUAAUUUACAAUCUGUUACACCGGUGAACAAAGAUAGUUCGUUAACGACGGAUGCUCCCUUAAAACCAAAGCAAGGUCUCUUACGCGUGAAAACUAUCGCGGAACUUACAGAGAAAACAAAUCCUAUAUAUUCGUGUUACUCUUGUAAUUGUUCUUUUAAAUGUUCCGACGAUAUUAUGCAACAUUUGAUCAUGCACGCGACCCAAAGUCAACAAAUCGAACAGAAGAAAGCUAGGAAAAGCAAUCCAAUUCCUUUGCAAAUAGUAAACGAACCAGGCGGAACCAGUAACUUGGUUAAAAUUGCAUCGACGCAUCAAAAUCGUCCAGUUUAUCAAAUACCAGUAACCAGCGCCCUGGAAUCUACAAAAUCUCACAACGCAACAAUAAUCGAGAACCAACAGUUGCAAUUGCAAUCGAACACGAAUCGAAAGGAAUAUUCGCACUCUUCUGUGCAAACUUUGCCACCGGCGUAUCAUAAAAACUUACCACCUUGUAACAUUGUCCAAAGAAUGGUCGUACCGCGGUCUUCGAUUCAGAAGAAAGGAGUUACCAUAAGAGCAGUAACACAAAUACCGCCUUCGGCAACUUGUUCCGACAUUCAAUAUCAAAACAGUCAGAAGCACCAAGAAACAUCCAGAAGCAAACCUAAUUUAAACUCGACUACCUUGGCAUUGCCACAGUUGCAAGCAGUGUCUAUGAUCACUUCAAAUAAUAGUAAAUACCAAAACAAAUGCCAAGUCCGUCCUGAAUACAAUGCAAACAAUGUAACAAGAGUGUUUCUACAUAAAUCACAAUUUCCUCGCAAAGAACAGCAAAUGAAGAACGAGGCGGUAGUAAGUAAACGCUACGUUGGCAAUCCGGUAACAACGAACAAAGUUAAUUUCACGAGUAACGGGCAAACCUUGAAACAAGGUCUACUGCAACCUACUCUGAAUCAGUCAAGAGCAAACACAGUUACCACAACAGUUUUACACGAAAGUCCCAGCUUUGCUACAAACGAUCCGAAUAACUACAAUCAAAUGCCUGUACAAAGCCAACAAAUGGUACGUGAUCGAUCGGUAGUGGAAAAUACUACCACUUCUCAACAGUAUAAAAAUUCCACGUCUGGCGGAGUGUUGAUAGUUCAAACUGCACCUUCUAUAUCAAAUAUAUCAACGAUCAAUGUAUUGCAGCAACAAGUACAACAACAUCAACAACAACAACAACAAACAUAUCAACCAGUGGUUUAUAAUAAUUCUAUAGUAACUAUGGAUCCAUACAUGCAACAAUCGCAGAGCGUAAUUAAUUAUACCGGAUCGAACAAUUACGAGGUGGUGUCUAAUCGGUAUGUGGCUCCAACUGACGAAGACAUUGUAAUCUAUGACGCUAGGGAACAACUUUCAAGGCAGUUGAUUUGUUCUUAUUGCCCUACACCUGUUUCCUUUGUUUCUAAAGAAUCGUUUAAUCUACAUAUAAAUCAGUACCAUAAAAUUGUAUGCGAUAUUUGUGGUGUGACUUUGUAUAGCUUCAACGAACUGAAUAUUCAUAGAUCUAAACAUCAGUUUAUCUAAGAGACGCAUAAAUUGUAGAGUAUAGAAACAGAUUGCGAUAGAACCGAUAUACAGUGCUUCCGCGUUAAAUGUGCGUUACUCGGGACCGAAGAGGUACAUUUAUCGGAAGGGCACAACGUUCUUCGUGUUUUGCUGCUCGUGCUGCGGGGCUGAAUCCAAAAAGAGAUUAUCGUUAGGAAUCUUAUUUUUAUCUGUUUUUAUUGGAGCUCGUAAGGUGAAAAUUUUGUCUGUUAAAUGUCCCAUAACUUAUGUUUUAAAUAGAACUUGUUUAAAAGUUUCAGACUUUUCGAACGCGACUUUAUUGCGCAGACGCGAACGAGAGUGGAUGUGGUGGGAGUAGUUGGACGAUAGAGGGAGCAGCGCGUGGCGCAUUAGUCCGACAGCUCUGCAGCGGUAAGGUUGUGUCGAUGAGGUGUGCGAGGUGUGUGUGAAAAUGGUUCAGGCUCGUCUUAUUUUAAAGGUAAAUAAAGAAUUAUUGCUAUUUGCCUUAUACGGAAAUACAAUACUUGCGGAGAACUGAAAAUUUACCAUACUUUCAUAACCGCGGCACUUCGGUCCCGAGUUUCGUUCAAUUGUUCAAUCAUUGCUGUAUAGUCGUACCCUGAUUUAAAUUUUCGCGGCUUAGUAGCGACACACUAGACAUUUGUUCGAAUAAUCAGAUUCUUAUUCACGUGCUUCGUUGUAUAUAUAUUUAACUAUAAUUAUAACUAUACGCUAAACUUUAGCUCCCUAGUCGCUUUUACUAUGGAAAACCUAUUUACCUCGUGUGAAAUGUUUAUCUCAACUUAAGUUAGCUAUUCUGGAACUAUUUAGUACGUAAAUUCGGGGUACGACUGUACUUGAAAAGAAGAAACGUUUCAAAUUGGUAUGUUUUAACAGAAAUUGCUCUGCUCUUUAAAUACGGUUCUCGUCUCCAACCGAAUGCGAUUCAAAAAGUUAACUUUAAUAUUAACGUAUUCAUAUAUGAACAUAGUUACGUAUUCAUAAGCGCCAUAUACACGAAUAAUGUAGUUCAUGUAGUUAUUUGGAUAGAAUCUCUUAUACGGGUUGUUCAGUAAUUCGUGUAAAUACUCGAGUAGUUGAAUCUAAAGUAACUAAGUGUGAUAUUGUUUAUAGAUUCAGCUCUUUAAGUAUUUGCAUGUAUUUAUAAAAUACCUUGUAUAUCCUGCUAUGUUUCUACGCAAGAGAACCACGAUAGAAAUUUGUAUAAACUUGUGGCCUAUUUGACCUUGUUUUUAAGUUGUUCAUUGAAUCUUGUAUUUUAAUUCUUUAAAUGCUUCCUGUGAACAUCGGAGUACUAGGUGAUAGAUUAUUGACAAAUAGAAGAUGAGACAGCCACUGGUAGGACGUCUUCAGGCUUACGUUUAGAUGCAAGGUGGUCAUUGAAAACCCAUUGUGAAGGUAAAUAGGUACAAUGUGUUCAAGAAGAAACUAGCUAUAGCAUUUGUUACUUUUUUUUUUUUUUUUUUUGUAGAACCUUCUCUGUUACGAUAUAUCGAAUGAAGUGUGUUUUGCAUACGUAUGAUGUGCGUGUGUGAUUAUCGUUUACAUUACGAAUUAAGUAAUAUAAUAAGUAACGUAUGCAAUAAUUUUUGUACAUAUUUAGUAAGAAAAAGUCACACGACCUGGGUGGUCUCUCUGUUUGUUUAAUCGUCGAUUCUCUUUUACUGUUUCUAUUUUAAGAUAAUUUUAGUUACGCAAAGAGUAAUUUUUUAAAUUCGUUUGAAACGUUUUCCUGAAUUUACGAAACCCAUUGGUAUUGCCUAUGUUUGUUUUAAAACAUAUUUAAUGAGUAAUCGAACAAUAAAUAGGACGUGUAAAUAGUAUGCGUUGAUCGAAAACGAAGUACUGUUGCGUAAUAUCUGCGAUGGAUAUUUUUGUAUUAUACUAAAGUGUUCGUACAGUGAUUGUUAUCAUGUUCACUCAUUAACUUGUAUCUGUCAGCACUCGAUAGGCUGUCUUGCGCGAUCAAACCGUUCAAAGAAUUUCGCAACAGACUACGACACUCAAAAGUAUUCCUGCUAAGAUUUUAUACAAACCAUGUGUCUAUUGUUUAUGUUCCCAUUUUAAUUAUAAGUAACAAUUAUUUGCAUUAUCUUAUAUGCGAUUUUAAAAUCUUUCAGAAUUCAAUUAACACGUUAAACGACGUA
Messenger RNA from Colletes gigas, 8593 nucleotides. RefSeq lists its product as uncharacterized. Gene Ontology annotation, biological process: regulation of transcription by RNA polymerase II. The record is from RefSeq and is a predicted model, not a curated record. The transcript has 2 exons. NCBI's taxonomy places the organism in Eukaryota, Metazoa, Arthropoda, Insecta, Hymenoptera, Colletidae. Gene Ontology annotation, cellular component: chromosome. Gene Ontology annotation, molecular function: chromatin insulator sequence binding. The coding region runs from base 423 to 6443 and encodes 2006 amino acids.